Messenger RNA from Spodoptera litura, 1221 nucleotides. RefSeq lists its product as uncharacterized. Gene Ontology annotation, cellular component: mitochondrion. Gene Ontology annotation, biological process: protein folding; protein stabilization; protein import into mitochondrial matrix. Gene Ontology annotation, molecular function: protein-folding chaperone binding; zinc ion binding. The record is from RefSeq and is a predicted model, not a curated record. Lineage: Eukaryota; Metazoa; Arthropoda; Insecta; Lepidoptera; Noctuidae.
AGUGAGGUUAUGUUUUUAAUGUCAUUGUUGUCAUUAAAGCGCGACUGAUGAAAAGUGAUGCAAUUAUUAAAUCACUGUGCAAUUGAAACUAAAUCAAAAUUGGUCCUUUGAAUAAAUUAGUAAGGGCAUAUCAAACUUUGAAUAUGUCCCACAAAACGUUGAUAGACUUCGUGGUUAAGUACCAUACACCGCGGUUGCUAAAUAACGUCGUAUUUUUUCCCAGCAAUGGAAACUCGUAUUUUGGUCGAAGAUUAUACUUUCCUGCGCCUUCGUCGUCAUCAACUCCUAAGGUACAGUCGCCCAGAACUUUUAGUACAUCAGCACCGAAAAUAACCGAAAUCCAAUUGAGUCCAAAACCUAAAAAAACCGAAGGAACCUUCCAGUUAAUGUUUACAUGUAAGAAAUGCAACACAAGAAACACGAAAUUCAUUUCGAAACUAGCAUACUACAAAGGAGUUGUUAUCGUAAUUUGCGAAGGCUGUGACAAUAAGCAUUUAAUAGCCGAUAACUUGAACUGGUUUACUGACAUGAAUGGAAAGAAAAAUAUUGAAGAUAUAAUGGCGGAAAAAGGUGAAACAGUACAGAAAAUAUUGUCAGCAGACUUGGAAUUUAUUGCUAAAGAAAUGGCAAAAGGUAUUGAGAAGAAUGAAGACAAUUUAUUGUUAAAAGAGUGAAAGUGAUGGGACUAUACUUAAGUUACUUAGCUUUAUGCCUUAGAUCUAGUUAUUACAUACAUUUGAAUGCAUGAAUUGCAGAUUAAUAGUGUACAUGCAGAACAGGUCAGAGAAAUCUGCAUUAUUCAUAAAUUAGCUAUUACUUAUAGCUGUCCUUUAAAAACUUGUACUCCUGUGAUUCCAUUACCUGUAUGUUUUCUAUAUUGAUUUGUGUUAAAAAGAUUUAUAUUGUCAUCUUUGUUAAGGGAUUCUAAAGAAGUCUAAACCUGAACUUCCACUGCCACUGUAGCUGGCGGUGGAUAUUCAGCUCUAAACCUUAGCUUCUAGACAGUAAAUGUAACUCAAUAAAGAUAAAAGAAAGGAAAUAUAUUACUAUUUUAUAAUAAGUUUCUUAAUUACCUCAUUGUGGAAGGUAUGUACAAGUAUUAUUUAAUUUUGUUAUCUGAUUAAAAAUGUAUAUUUCUCAUGCAUAAGAUAGAAGAUAAUUUUGUGAUAUAAAAACAUAAAAUUGUAAUAAAAUAUUGAAUAAAAAACAUAGAAAUAAAAA